Dermacentor andersoni is the source of this 2554-nucleotide messenger RNA. Its product is annotated as 7SK snRNA methylphosphate capping enzyme-like. Gene Ontology annotation, biological process: snRNA modification. Lineage: Eukaryota; Metazoa; Arthropoda; Arachnida; Ixodida; Ixodidae. The record is from RefSeq and is a predicted model, not a curated record. Gene Ontology annotation, molecular function: snRNA binding; RNA methyltransferase activity; O-methyltransferase activity.
CAAGCUUGUUACUAGGCGUCCACUUCGGGGACCUUACGAAGCGUUAUUUGGCUCGGUGCUGACUAGUUUCAGCUACGGCGAAGCCCUUCUCAGGCGCAUAUCACGUAGUGCCCGACGAAAAUCGGCAGAAAGCAUGGAGACGGCGGUGGCCGUACCGGGAAUUCACGUGGACAUGUCGUCCAAGAGAGGAUCGACGGCCGUGUUCCAGCGGACGAUCUGUCGUUCGGCGAGCGUCGAUCAUCGGCCGAAGACGCUGAAGCCCGCUAACGGGGCCGCGGCCGAAUCUGGCGGGCUCAGAAAGCCCGCGGCUGCUCGAGAGGAGCCCGCAAGCAACCAGAACAAGCCACCCGCGCCGUCGGGCAAGGGCACUUUCGGAAAACGCCGCCAGUCAUUUGGCUCCUUGGCCGAACACAAGCACCUGUUCAAGAGGCGACGGCGCGACCUGUUCACGCCGCCGACCAAAUUCCUGCUGGGCGGCAACAUCAACGACCCGCUUAACCUGGCCAGCUUCGAGAACGACGAAGUGAACAAGCGCGCAAACGCCGUAACGCCCAAGUCGUCUCCGGUGCCAACCCCGCGGCACAGGACUCAGGUGGAGGUCCUCAUCCCGCCCAACAUCAACGACCCGCUGAACCUGAACACGGGAGAAGACAUCGAGUUCAAGCUCAUCUCCCCCGGGUCGCGCAGACGAAAGCGCCGGUACAAGCGCAAGUCCAGAAGUGAGGACGACUCCGGUACCGCUGACGGCAGUAACGCGACUCCUGCCGCUACAGCUGCUUCUGAUGCCGCAGCAGACGCCUCGGCCACUGCGUCCUCUGCGGCGGGCGACCUCGUAGAUGCUCCCGCCUCCGCUGCCGACGCAGCGGCGCCAGCCGCACAGUCAACGACGACGCCCUCUCCGGCCGUCACCGCGGCGCCGCCGACGACCUCCCGGAAGACGUCUGGGAGCGCCACAGGCCCGCUCGCUUCGUCCGCUGCUUCGGCCUCUUCGUCGUCCUCGGCUGCUCCCUGCCCCGCCGACAAGAUCGUCUCCCCCGUCGUGCCUCAGGGUUCGCCCGUCAAGUUCUCGCGGCGCAAGUCGUCGGCCGAGUCGCGACGUUCGACCGGCAGCGGCUCCGCGGCCGCCGCCGCAUCGUCCCGUCCGGCGGCCAGCGCCAAGCAGGUUCACUUCAGGCCGAAGGACGCGCACUUCCAAUACGGCAACUACAACAGGUACUACGGCUACCGGAACGGCGGCGGCCAGGAGGACCCGCGGCUCAAGGCGAUGAAGAAGGAGUGGUUCUGCGGCCUGGACGUGCUCGACAUCGGCUGCAACGUGGGCCACCUGACGCUGUCGCUGGCGCGCGACUACGCGCCGCGCAAGGUGAUCGGGCUGGACAUCGACGGCGGCCUGAUCCGCGCGGCCCGUCGCAACGUGCGGCACUACCUGACGGCGGCACUGGCCGGCGAGAUGCGGUUCCCGGUGUCCAUGGCCAUCUGCCACGGUCCCAUCGCGGCGGCGGCGUUGCCCGGCCGGCAGGCCGAGUCCGUGGCCUUCCCCAACAACGUAUUCUUCGUCGAGGGCAACUACAUACUGGACAGUGAUUCCCAGCUGGAAGCGCAGCAGGAGGAGUUUGACAUGAUUCUCUGCCUGAGCCUGACCAAGUGGGUGCAUCUGAACUGGGGUGACGAUGGCGUGCGGUUCCUCUUUAAGCGUAUGCACCGGCAGCUGCGGCCUGGUGGGCGCAUGCUCCUCGAGGCACAGCCCUUUCACUCCUAUGCCAAGAAGAAGAAGCUCACGGAGACUACAUAUAAACACUUCCAUGCAAUUACCCUUCGGCCAGAACAGUUCAACGAGUACCUGCUUUCACCAGAAGUCGGCUUUGCAAAGUGUGAACUUGUCGCCACGCCUUCCCAUGCUUCUAAAGGUUUCCAGAGGCCCCUCUAUUUAUUCACCAAAGCCGGCUCACUUGACGAGUCUCAAAGCCAGCCCCGAAAUGAUGCAACAGCCCCCAGCAGCAACAACAACACAAGCUGUGCGUCCAACAAAACGGAAGCCAGUGGAAUGUAGGAGUGACUGCCCUUGUGUGGGGGUGGUGUGAUCUUGUUCUGUCUUGUGUGAUUGUUCCACUACACACGCAUCAAGACUAUUCUCCCGGUGCAUCGCAUGCACAGGACAGGCCUUGCAAGUGUGCUUGUCGUUUCACUGAUGUGGGACAUUUUUUUUUUCUUUUUAAAUCUCCCGAAACAUUUUUUUUUCUUUGUUUGUUUGGUGCCUCUUCCAUCGUUCCGUGUUGGCUUCCUGCUGGGAUUCAGCUCGUCUCAUCGAGACUCUCUCCACGUGCACAUAAUGUAGCGCCAUGAACUAUUUGCUUCUCUCGAGUUGCCUUCUGGGGGUUUCUUUCUUUCUUUUUUUCAUUGAGGGAGUCAUUUCAUCGUGGCUUUUUUUUUUUUUUUCUUCGAAUGCAUGGCUGCAGAAAGCCAAUGCAGUGUUUUGCAAUGCAAACCGUGUGCCAGUAAGGAGGUCAUGGAAUGAGCUCUUGUACUGAUUAAACAUGACUCAGAGAUAAAAAGG